This is a messenger RNA of Aspergillus aculeatus ATCC 16872, 2694 nucleotides long. RefSeq lists its product as uncharacterized. The record is from RefSeq and is a predicted model, not a curated record. The annotation marks the transcript as partial. NCBI's taxonomy places the organism in Eukaryota, Fungi, Ascomycota, Eurotiomycetes, Eurotiales, Aspergillaceae. The transcript has 6 exons.
UCUUCGCUGCCGAACAUCACUCAUGCUCCCCGAGCCCUGUGGAAAUUGGUAGGGCCUGCUAGCGCGCAUUUGCAGUCUGAGCUUGAGACUCUGUACUGGUAUGGCGUGAGGCUCGAGCUCGAAAAUAUCAUACGCACUUUGAAAACCUGGCAGCAAUCAGAGUAUACAGAUGUGGCAGUAGAUGAUGAGCAUGACAACAAUUUACACGGCUUUGACACAUUUAUGGAUCAGGUUACUCAGGAGACACGAGCUUUUGCGAUACGAUAUGGUAAUGUGCUGGUCUCCGACCAGGACAAGAUCUUGUCCUCUGUUAUGAACGGCACAAAAAUCAAGGAGGCUUUACGCAAAGCAAAACUCGCGCAGGUAGAAUUUCAGAGCACUAACGUUGAUGUUAAGGAUGAAGUGCGAACGAACGCAGAAGACAUUGUAUCAUCUUCCGGUAUCCAGGAGCGGGCACGUAUCCUCCUACAAGCUGCGGGGCUCCUCGAUAUCGACAAACUGAUUGAGCACCGUCCACCUUUAGAAGACCUUGGCUUCUGGGCUCGACCUGCCAUUCCGCAACUCACUCUGUCUGGUUUUGAUAGUGACUGGAAUGCCCGACUUGAGCCUCUGAAAUGCUCGGACUGCUCCAGUAUCAUUCGAGGUAGCAUGUUUACCCAUAGUGGCAAAUCGAACCAUGCAAAACAACUCACCGUCUGCGAGGACUGUUAUCGAAAACUCUAUCUUGGCAGAGAACAAUAUGUCAAAGCAUACAAGCACUGCGUUCUCGCCGAAGCCAUUACUCCUGCCCUGGGUCGGAAUAUAUGUCAUUGUGCAGACGUCUCUCGCCUCGACAGCACCGGAUUUCCAGGUGCCCUGUUUCCAAUUCCUAAGGGAGAAAGACAUGUUGCAAUUCCACUCGCGAAAAGAUGCAAAUUACUCCAACUCAACACUCGAGUCGCCCUCGCAAAAUAUCACGGUCUACAGUCUACAGUCCGUGAUCAUAGGAAGAAAGACAAAAAAAUGACGAGAUUCCGAGUCAAAUCAAAUAUUACAGCUGCACAGGGGACAUAUGAGCCAGCCAGGAAAGUGAAUUUGAGAGGAGAACCCAAUUCGAAGCAGCCGCCCUUGCAACCACAACCAGAAAAGGAAGUCCCUUUCGCUCGUGACCAGGAUGCAAACACUGCUUCAGUGAAGGAAGCCAUGGCAGACGAAGAUAUACCGUUAUUCUUUCGCCAAUUUGCCCAACAAUACCCUUUUGGCAAUGUUCAUAUGGCCUUACGAGUUGGGCCCCUGGUCGUUGAAAAUGGGGUCGCAAACACCAAGCAAGGCGCCUUAGUCACUAUUCGAGAACUAUCUACCUUCCAUGAUAGGCCUGACUCCUGCAGUCCACGCUCUCGUCAUCCUAGUUUAGCAAUUGGUGGCGACGCUAAGAGACGCCUUUGGAAGCAGCAGCAGCGCCUCGUUGGAACUCCCAAACGAUACAAAGCUAUCAUGAAACAGGUUGUCGGGGUACCCUUCACCAGCGCCCUUUCUGGGUCUUCCUAUGCUGGGCAGGAAUCUGAGAUUAUAUGGCUUAUUGUGGCGGCUAGUCGCGGUUAUUUCGACCAUCCAGGACUCCCCGUCAAGGAACAGCGCAAGAUUCUAGACACUGCGCUGGAUCAAAUAAUGACCAAACUCAAAACCCUUCUUGAGCCAAAGGUCAAUAUCUAUUUGCAGGGGAUUGCAAAGAAGUUACUCGAUCCAAGCACAACACUCACCUGGAGUGCUAUCGGUAAUAAUUGUCAAUCAUUUUGCGACUCACUCAUUGACAUGGAUUUAUUUGAACCUUUGAUUGAGAGGGCUUCGGCGGGUCAAGCUUCGGGGGCCGCAUCUCCGUUAUAUCUCAUGAGCUUUGUUUGUCCACAGGACAGCUAUCUACGUAGCCAAGUCCGCACGAAAUACGAUGUUCCUAGCGGACUGAUCGAGGAGUACCUUCUUCGCUUCCACUUCGGUCGACAUGAUGAGGCUGAUGUUCUAGACACUCUCCAGGAGUACUGGUACGACUGGGGCGCGUUUGGUGGUACAUUAUACAAGUACCAGGAUCUUUUCCCCUGGGAUUGCACGGAAGCAUAUCAGCAGCACCCCGAAUUCUGCGGAUCUUGUAAUCUCGCUAAGCAUAUCUGGGCAUUUCCAUUCGACGCUUGGUCUUUAAUCGCGUUACAUCUCCAGCGGGGUCCACAAAUGUACGCCACAGCGAAGCCAAGCAAUCGAGGAAUGAAAGAUGUUUCCUGGAUGCGUGAUCGACUUACCGUUCUCACGGCCUUGUCUCUCCUGAACCGAGGAGCGACGGCUAUGGCUCGAAGUGAAAAGUUCGUGCAAGCGACCCAAUGGCUCCAUUCUGCGGACAAGGGUCUUCGACAGGCACACCCGUCACUGACAAGGGUGAAACUGGGAGGGAUUCACCGCGCCCAACCCUAUAGCCACUAUUACGAAGCGGGGACCUACAGUCAUUACUUUCUCGCUAAGUGGGCUUCACGACCACGGCCUGAGCAGAUUCAGGAAUACGAAGCUUUGCGCAACAAGCGUGCCAGGAGGCCCGAUGUCGAUGGCAGCGGUCGUGGCGGGAGAUUCUCCUUACCCAGAACGGAAGACUCAAGAAAGGAACCGACAAAUCUAGAUUUCCUGGGAUUUGAAGGGCUUCUAUAUGACCUCGAUCAAUUGCAUACCAACGAU